Penaeus monodon (black tiger shrimp) is the source of this 637-nucleotide messenger RNA. RefSeq lists its product as uncharacterized. The record is from RefSeq and is a predicted model, not a curated record. The transcript is spliced from 4 exons. NCBI's taxonomy places the organism in Eukaryota, Metazoa, Arthropoda, Malacostraca, Decapoda, Penaeidae. Bases 93 to 527 code for a protein of 144 amino acids.
GGGAAGGCGAAGAGUGAGCGACGUGAGAAAUCCGGGCUGUCUUGUGGAUCAUCCGUGGCUGUGGCGUCGCCUCGCUCUCGGUCCGCGUUAAAAUGAGAACCACCGCGUUGCUAUGUCUCGCUUCGUUGUUCGUUGUCGCGUCUACCAUGCCUCCAUUUGGUGGGUAUGGUAGCUAUGCGUCCCCGAGUGGUUAUGGCAGUGGUUACGUGCCUCCGAGUAGCUAUGGCAGUGGUUACGUGCCUCCGAGUAGUUAUGGCAGUGGUUACUGGCCUCUGGGUGGUUUGGGUAGCUCGAACCCGGCAAGUGGCUAUGGCAGUUUCUCGGUCCCAGGAGUAACCUCGCUGUUGCCGUCCCCUGCCAAGACUGUAGCCAAAGUUAAGACUGUUAUUUCGUCCUUGGGCAAGAAGGUCUUGCCUCUACUCACUUCACCCACAAACACGACCUCUGCAGCCGCUUCAGCAAUCAAGAAGUAUGUCACUGCAGCUAAAACUCUUGCUUCACCGUUCCAACCCGGCCUGGAAUACUGAAACUCAAUUGUGUUGUUCUGCGUAAUACACAGUGAUGUAAUUUUCAGAACUGGAGGAAUCCUUUUAUUCAUUAUGCCUUUUUUGGAAAUUAUAACUGAUAUGUCUAUUUU